AUGUCGGUGAAUGAGACGGCAGUGGUAAAUGAAACACAGAGCGUGUCGUCCUGCUUUAAUUACGAAGUACUAAGGAUCGCUUACAUCGCUGCCUUUUUUCCGAUAUCUUUAGUUUCAUUGGUUGGAAACAUCUUUAUUGGAAUAAUUGUCUACAAGACGAAAUCCCCGAAAAAGCCAGUCAACUUUUUUAUUGCAAACAUGGCCAUGUCAGAUCUGCUGUAUCCGAUUUUCAUGCUUCCUCGUGAUGUAGCUUCAUUAUUCAUCAGCCGCUCCUGGUUGAUCAGCGGUCCUCUCGGCCAAGCAUUGUGUAAGCUGGUCUCCUUCUCAAUAGAAGUCUCCGUUCUUGUUUCAUCUCAGAGUCUGGUUCUUAUCGCAGUCGAUCGAUUUGGAACUGUAGUUUUUCCCCUCCGUUCCCCACUGAUCAGUUUAAACAAGUGCCGCUUCUUCAUUCUCGCCACUUGGAUCAUUGCCAUGGUUGUUAGGUGCCCGAUUCUGUUCUUCUUUGAGGUUUUAGAGUGUCCAGACGGUCUGAUAUGUAGGCCAUUGUGGUCUCCCUACUUCAAACACUAUACUGUGGCGAUGAUCGCCGUCGUCUUUUAUGUCCCAUUAGUUUUGAUCACCAUACUUUACCUUACCAUCGCUUUAACAAUCAAAUCUCAGAAAACUGCGGGCGAACAAUCAGUCAGCGGGAGAGAACAACGUUUAAAGAGAGCGAAAAUCGUUGGGAAGACCUCCAUUGCUAUCGUGUCAGCAUUUACAAUGGGCUGGCUGCCACUCAGUAUCUGGUGGUUGGUGUACUUCUAUUCAUCAGACAAAACAGUGAUAUGGUCUUGUGGAUUUCAUUAUUUCACGCAGAUUGUUCGAUUUUUGAUGUACUCAUACUGUGCUGUAAACCCCUGCAUCUGUUUUAUAUUCAUUGAACAUUACCGCCAGGGUCUUAAAAAUCUCCUCAGCUGUUUCUCUACGGCGCCCAGGGCGCCAUAA
Messenger RNA from Pocillopora verrucosa, 984 nucleotides. RefSeq names its product RYamide receptor-like. Gene Ontology annotation, cellular component: plasma membrane. Gene Ontology annotation, biological process: cellular response to hormone stimulus; G protein-coupled receptor signaling pathway. Gene Ontology annotation, molecular function: G protein-coupled receptor activity; peptide binding. NCBI's taxonomy places the organism in Eukaryota, Metazoa, Cnidaria, Anthozoa, Scleractinia, Pocilloporidae. The record is from RefSeq and is a predicted model, not a curated record.